UACCAUGAAGCUGAUCAUCCUCAAUGACUAUGACCAGGCGAGCGAGUGGGCUGCAAAGUACAUCAGAAACAAGAUAUUACUGUUCGGCCCCGGUCCAGACAAAUACUUCACUCUGGGUCUCCCCACAGGAAGUACGCCUUUGGGUUGUUAUAAAAAGCUGAUCCAGUACUGUAAGAAUGGAGAACUCUCUUUCCAGUAUGUAAAGACUUUCAACAUGGAUGAAUAUGUAGGCUUACCUAGAGAUCACCCUGAGAGCUACCACUCCUUCAUGUGGAACAACUUCUUCAAGCACAUAGACAUAAGAGCGGAGAACACUCACAUCCUCGAUGGCAACGCAGCUGACCUGCAGGCAGAAUGUGAUGCUUUUGAGAAAAAGAUAAUGGAUGCUGGAGGAAUCGAGUUGUUUGUUGGAGGGAUUGGACCCGACGGUCACAUCGCUUUUAACGAGCCUGGUUCAAGCUUGGUUUCCAGGACCAGGGUAAAGACCCUGGCAAAGGACACAAUCAUGGCUAAUGCCCGAUUCUUUGACGGGGAUCUUUCCAAGGUGCCCACCAUGGCGCUGACUGUAGGAGUAGGCACAGUCAUGGAUGCAAAAGAGGUCAUGAUCCUCAUCACUGGUGCGCACAAGGCAUUUGCCUUAUAUAAAGCUAUAGAGGACGGCGUGAAUCACAUGUGGACAGUAUCUGCUUUCCAGCAGCACCCACAGACUGUUUUUGUAUGCGAUGAAGAUGCCACAUUAGAACUGCGAGUCAAAACCGUGAAAUACUUUAAAGGGAUGAUGCAUGUGCACAACAAGCUGGUGGAGUCACUUAAUUCAGAAUCUAAGAAGAAGUGAUCUAAGGAGACCAACGCUGUGGGUUAAUGAAGCAUUUUGAAGCACAAUUAACUCCUUAAUAAUUCCUUUGUGUUCUGGUGGAAACGCAUUGCUAUAUGUAGUCAUUUUAAUCGUUGGAAUCAAUGAAUCUCUAUAUUACUAUUCAAGUGCCUGUAUCACAGAGGUCUUUACCUAUUCAGAUGAUUGUUAUACUUUGAUAGCUGUGCUAUGCAUUUUUGUUUUGUAAUAAAGUCUUUUCCUGUCUCUUAA
Betta splendens (Siamese fighting fish) is the source of this 1084-nucleotide messenger RNA. RefSeq names its product glucosamine-6-phosphate deaminase 1 (gene gnpda1). Gene Ontology annotation, cellular component: cytoplasm. Gene Ontology annotation, biological process: N-acetylglucosamine catabolic process; D-glucosamine catabolic process; carbohydrate metabolic process. Lineage: Eukaryota; Metazoa; Chordata; Actinopteri; Anabantiformes; Osphronemidae. Gene Ontology annotation, molecular function: identical protein binding; glucosamine-6-phosphate deaminase activity. The transcript is spliced from 6 exons. Bases 5 to 835 code for a protein of 276 amino acids. The record is from RefSeq and is a predicted model, not a curated record.